Molecule: messenger RNA, 882 nt
Organism: Plasmodium yoelii
Lineage: Eukaryota; Apicomplexa; Aconoidasida; Haemosporida; Plasmodiidae
Product: fam-a protein
Exons: 6
Coding region: 1-882 (293 amino acids)
Source: RefSeq, a predicted model, not a curated record
AUGAAUAAACUUGGUAUUCAAAUUGUUUUAUUUCUUUUAAGCAUAUCCGUAUGCGUGAAUACUGAAACCCUUGCAACUGAACCUGCUCCAAAAAAAAAUACAAAAUCCAUAUUAAAAAAAUUUAGAAAACCCAAACCAAAAAAACAUUAUCCUACACCAGAAGAAAUAUAUGAAAAAAACAAGCACUUAUUAUGUACCAAUCCCAAAGAAAUUAAAAAUGCAGAAAAACUUAUGAACGAUGCUUUAGAAGGUUUAAAAUAUCAUGCUACAAAUAAAUAUGGUUAUAAUUUCUUUGGAGCAAAUUAUCAUUAUAACACGAUUUCUUAUAAAAAAUUAUAUCACGAUUUUACAUGUGUUGAAAAAGUUGAAUAUACAAUUAAUGAUCCGAAUAAGUAUAAUAAAGUAAUAAGCAAGUUAUGGAAUCCCGAUGGUAAAUAUUUUUUAUAUAGAGGCUCGGUUAAAAGAAAAAUUGCCCGUGUGUACACUCCAAAUUUAGUAAUAAUACAGCAACGUUUCAAAAAACGGCCGUGGUCUCGUGAGAAAUAUUUUUAUGCUUUAGCUGCAGAAAUUAAAAUAUCAGAAGACAAAACUAUAAUUGUCAUGACUUCAGCAAAUAUAAAUGAUCACAACAGUAAAAAUAAGAAACCCUUUGAAAACACAUUAAUAAAAAGCGCAAAUUUAUUUAAAAUUGACAUUGAUUCUGAAGAUGAUAUUAGAAAAGGGAAAUUAAAAAAAGCAAUUGUUAACAUAGCUGGAUACAUCAUUAAAAAAGAAGACAAAUGUCUUGAUGUCACCCAUGUCGAAUCUAUUGAUCGCUUUGUUCCCAAUUUCCUAAACCGCAUUAUUUUAGGAGUUCCAAAAUGUCUUCCCCCUCAUAAAUAA